AUGGUGGCCGCGCACCCCGCAGACGGACUCAGCGGACAAUUGUGUCGGAGAAAGGUUAAAUGUGACAAGAAGAAGCCUUGCGACGGCUGCUCCAAGGCCGGCGUGGAAUGCGUCUAUCCUAUGGGCCGCGCAAGUCGACGACAAGGCACUCCCGAUCCUGAGCUGACCAACAGAUUGAAAAGGCUUGAAGACGUGGUCAGGAGGCUUGGGUCAUUUAUCGGAGAAGAAGGCAUACAACAGGCCCUCCAAACCGCCCCUCCGCAGUCGCCCCACGGACCCCAGCAAUCCGCUUCCGCUUCGGAUAAUAAUCCCUCUGCCACUCCGCCGCCUAUGUCUAUGGAACAGGAUCGAUAUGAGAAGCCUCAAAAGCUCGGCGGCAAACACGAUACAGCUGAAGACCCAGGGUACGAUGCUGAUUUUGAAUCUCUCGAGUCUCAUGUCUUGGCCCACAACUUCGAUUCCAUCUUCGGGAACAGCACCGCGCAACCUGGGGAUAUUUGCACGUUGCACCCCACCUCUGGAGCAUAUCGUUGGAAGAUGUGGUCUUUAUACAAGCAAAAUGUUCACCCGGUCGUCAGUUUGUUUCAUCUCCCCUCCUUGGAGCAAUGGUUCCACGAAUCAACCGAAGUGGCAUUUGGCAUACCACGAAACAUGGAACUCGCCAUGUUCUGCAUAUACUACGGAGCUGUUACCAGUAUAGACGACGAGGACUGUCAAUCUUUGUUCGAUAUGGAACGCAGCCAUCUCCUCGCAAGGUAUAGGCUCGGUGUGGAGAAGUGUUUGGUCAGGGCUGGCUUCAUGGAUACAGAUGAUCGACUAGUCCUGGAGGCUCUCUGCGCUUUCCUGAUUAUCCUCCGCCGUCAUGAUGCGAGGUUAUCUUGGAAAUUAUCCGGACUCGCUAUCAGGCUGUCCCAGUCUGUAGGGAUCCAUCGUGAUGGCUACACACUCCAUCUUCCCUUUUUCGAGGCCGAGAUGCGGCGGAGGCUCGCAUGGCAACUGUGCAACAUUGAUGCACCGGCUCAGGAAGAUUACGCUUGUGAUCCAUCCAUGCUCGAGAUGAGCAGCUUCGAUGCCGGCAUGCCCAUCAACGUCUCUGCAAUGUAUGUGCGGUGCAUGCAUCUUGAACUGAAGCUCAAUGUGUUCAAGCCAUUGCAGAACCCAGCGAGAUUCAAUACCGCAAGGCGAAACGAGCUUUUUCUUUGCUCUCUCGAAUGCAUCGAAGCAUCGUACCGACUUCAACAUGACCGUCGCAGUGAAAAGUGGGCAUGGUUUUUCAAGUCUUACAACCAGUGGCAUGCCCUCGCCUUUGUACUUCACGAACUACGCGAACGGAGGGCCGGCAGCAGUGCCGGUAAUGCUUGGCGCGCGGUAGAGCGGGUCAUGGCAUCUAGAUGGGAAACGCCGUGCGAGAAUUACCGAGGUGGGCAUCAGUGGAACACUAUCCUGCGCAUGUGGGAGGCUGCCAGGGCGGAGAAUCGCAAGGUCAUGCGGUCUCCUCACCAAGACAUCGAGACUUCUAUAGGUGGCCUACGCCCUUCAUCAGCGGCACUGACUGAGGCCAGUAUGAGCCGAACACCUCUCAAGGCUCCUGCAUUUACGACGGCAUCUUCCGACCCAGCAAAUGCAAUGUCCCUAUCAGGUGGCACAAGAUGCAGUGGCGUCGACUUUCAAGAGUAUGCUCCUUCUGAAGAGAUGCCAUCAUUCCCGAAACAGGCCAGUUUCUCAAUGAUUGAUAUAGAAGAGUCCCCUGAAGACAGAUAUAGCACCGUGUUUAGUGAUAAAACUCUGGUAAUACCGGGAGUAGACGACUGGACGGAAGGUUUUGAAAUAGACUUAGAGCUAUAA
Messenger RNA from Colletotrichum siamense, 1845 nucleotides. It is a transcript of the gene vrtR1-2, whose product is annotated as Transcription factor vrtR1. The record is from RefSeq and is a predicted model, not a curated record. NCBI's taxonomy places the organism in Eukaryota, Fungi, Ascomycota, Sordariomycetes, Glomerellales, Glomerellaceae. Gene Ontology annotation, molecular function: zinc ion binding; DNA-binding transcription factor activity, RNA polymerase II-specific; DNA binding. The transcript has 5 exons. Gene Ontology annotation, biological process: regulation of DNA-templated transcription; DNA-templated transcription. The coding region runs from base 1 to 1845 and encodes 614 amino acids.